AACCCUGCCCAGGACACUGCAAGCGUCAUAAAUAUGAGACAAUGGUUGCCAACUGUCUGAAUUUUGAUCAUGUGGCCAUGGGGAUGCUUGUAAUGGUCUUAAGUGUGCAAAACAAUCCUGUCAUUUUUUUCAGUGCCAUUGUAACUUCGAACAGUCACUAAAUGAAUGGCUGUAAUUCGAGGACUACCAGCAUAUGUGUGACUCAGAGAGAAUUGGACUCUUGUCUCUUUGUUUGUGCCAGGCCAGACCUAGUAUUUCUGAUUAACAACUCAGCACAGCUCCCUGGAUAUGGGAUGGGAUCUACUUGAGGCCUCCAGAGUGAAGUUUUGUGGUACUUUAAUGCGUAAAUUCAUGGCUGAGAUAAUCUGCCUCUGAAUCCAUUCCUUGGUCCUUCCACACCUUUCAGGUUUCCUCUCACCCAAUGUUAGCAGCUUCCAUGUAUUGUUGUUCUGUCCGCAAAGUAUCCAAAUAAACGGAUUCCCUAGUUCGAAUAAAGAUAUGUAGAAUCGCCCUUCUGCACUGUAGCUUCUAGAAUAUGGUUAGGAUGUUUGAUAGCCAAUUAUUCCUUUGCUGUUUUUCCCCCCACUCCUAGACACUCUGAUGGCCUUGCCUUCAUCUCCUGGAACCUCGGUUCUUUGUAGCAGAGGAUUAAGAGCUGUUCAACUUCCAACUCAGGAAUUGAUAUCGCUUGAGGAUGUAGCUGUGUUUUUCUCCGUGGAGGAGUGGGCCCUGCUGGAUUCUGAGCAAAAAGCCCUGUACCGGGAGGUCAUGCUGGAAACCAGGAGGAACAUGGCUUCCUUAGCAGGUGACGGAUGGGAGAUGAAGGAUUCUGGCCAAGAGGCAGCAACACCUUUGCCAAAAGAAAAAAAGGAAGUUGCAGAAAAAAUGUAUGGAAAGCAAAGUUUGGAGGAAAACCAAUUAAGGGUUGAGCUGGAGAAUUGCUCUGGUUUACCUUGUCCAGAUACCAAUGUCUUAUUGGGCACGGUUGAUUGCCAAGAAAAAGAAGUGUGUUCAAGGUGUGGGAAAACACUCCGAGAUGGAUCGGGAUUAUGUGACUGUUGUAAAAGCUCUGCUGGAGAGAAACAAGAUGAAAGCAGGCAAUGCUCCAGAAGGACCCUUCCUCCUCCUUUACAUGAAAGAACACAAGAAGGAGGGGAAAUAUACAAAUGUACGGAGUGUGCAGAAACCUUCGGGACAAGCCUCUCUCUUGCAUUGCAUAAAAAGAUUCACAAAGCAGAGAAUCCACACAAAUGUGUGGAUUGUGGAAGGACCUUCAGGCAGAAAAAUCAUCUUAAUUCACAUAAGAAGGUCCACGAUGAGAGGAAGCAGCAUCAAUGCAUUCAUAGGGGAAACAGCUUCGGAAGCAGCACCUCCCUUACUUCCCAUCAAAGCAUCCACAGAGAGGAGAGGUUGCAUCAACGCAGGGAGGGUAGAAGGAGGUUUAUUGGGAGCAGGGAACCAAAUUCCCGGAAAAAAAGCCCCACUGAGAAGAAAUCAUGUAAAUGCCUGGAAUGUGGGAAGAGCUUCUGCUCUCCAAGUAAGCUCAUUUACCAUAAUAGGAUCCAUACAGGGGAAAAGCCGUAUCAUUGCACAGUGUGCGGAAAGAGCUUCACCCAAAAAGGCAGCUUCAUUUUACAUAAGAAGAUCCACACCGGAGAGAAGCCGUGUAAAUGCACAGAGUGUGGAAAAUGCUUCAGGACCUCCAGUGAACUUACUUGCCAUAAGAGGAUUCACACAGGGGAGAAACCCUAUGAAUGCUUGGAGUGUGGAAAAAGCUUCACCACAAGUGGUGCUCUAACCUUACAUAAUUGGAGGCAUACAGGGGAGAAACCUUAUAAAUGCCUGCACUGUGGAAAGAGCUUCAGUCAAAAAGGUUAUCUUAAGGAACACGAGAGGAUCCACACAGGGGAAAAACCAUUUCAAUGCAUGGAGUGUGGAAAGCGCUUCUGUACUUCAACAAGGCUUAUUUCCCAUCACAGAAUCCACACGGGGGAGAAGCCCUUUCAAUGCCUGCAGUGUGGAAAAUGCUUCAGUCACCCAAGUAGUUUUACUCUCCAUAAAAGGACCCACACAGGUGAAAAGCCUUACAAGUGCACCGAAUGCGACAAAUGCUUCGCUGAUUUGGGGUCUCUCUCUCGUCACAAAAGGCUCCACACUGGGGAGAAACCCUUUGAAUGCCACACUUGUGGAAAGAGCUUCAAUGAAAAAAAAAGCUAUAUCAUACAUAGCAGGACCCACACUGGGGAGAAACCACAUCAGUGCCAGGAGUGUGGAAAAUGCUUCAGGGUUUCUGGAGCACUGACGAUCCAUAAAAGGAUCCACACAGGGGAGAAACCCUAUAAGUGCACCGAGUGUGGCAUGAGUUUCAGUCAAACUAGUAACCUUGGUAGCCACAAGAGGAUCCACACUGGGGAGAAACCCUAUAAAUGCCUGGAGUGUGGAAAAUGUUAUAAUCAGAGUGGCAAUCUUUCCUCCCACAUGAGGAUCCACACAGGGGAGAAGCCGUAUCAGUGUGUGGAGUGUGGAAAGAAAUUCAGAACCGGUACUAACCUUACUCAACAUAAGAAAACACACAGCAGGAAAAGAUGACCUGAAUUGGUUUGUGUUGAUUCUCAACAUUUGCUUAACGCACCUAGAAGUGUUCCAGGAGAAUCUGUAGAGACCCUUGGAGUAUUGGAAGGGCUUCCGAAGCAGGAGAAGCUUUUUGAUCCAUUAAAAAUAAGAGUUGGCUUGUAUAACUAGGAACUAACUUUUGGACAUUAGAUCUUUGUGCUAGAGUCAAAUAGAAUAGAAAUUGAAUAGAAAUAAUAAUAGAGUGGGGUGGGAUGGGAUGGAACAGAAAUAGAAUAGAAACGGAAUAGAAACACAGUAUGUAAAACUAAUCCUCCAGAAAGCAAGACUUUUUGGCAAACCAAGCAUGUCUUGCUUCAAACUCUUCUUCUCCCAGCUACCCUUUCUCUCUUGAUCAGCUUUGGUGACCUACUUGUGCAGGCAAGCACUUACACCAACAUGCACGCAUAACUCCUUCUCUCCUCCUCUCUCAUACAAUCAGACACACAAAGUCUUAGGUUUUAGUUUUCUGAGCUCAAAAUAUGAAUAUUGCAUCCAGUUUUGGUCGCCACGAUGUAAAAAAGAAGUUGAGACUCUAGAAAGAGUGCAGAGAAGAGCAACAAAGAUGAUUAGGGGACUGGAGGCUAAAUCAUAUGAAGAACGGUUGCAGGAACUCGGUAUGCCUAGUUUAAUGAAAAGAAGGACUUGGGGAGAGAUGAUAGCAGUGUUUCAAUAUCUCAGGGGUUGCCACAAAGAAGAGGGAGUCAAACUAUUCUCCAAAGCACCUGAGGGUAGAACAAGAAGCAAUGGGUGGAAACUAAUCAAGGAGAGAAGCAACUUAGAACUAAGGAGAAAUUUCCUGACAGUGAGAACAAUCAAUAAGUGGAACAACUUGCCUGAAGAAGUUGUAAAUGCUCCAACACUGGAAAUUUUUAAGAAAAUGUUGGAUAACUUAUUUGUCUGAAAUGAUGUAGGGUUUCCUGCCUGGGUAGGGGGUUGGACUAGAAGACCUCCAAGGUCCCUUCCAACUCUGUUAUUAUGUUAUGAUUUGCAACUAGGAUGGCAUGCCUUUUUAUGGUACGGGAGAAGUAAGAUACAUACGUACUUUCAUAGACAUUACAUAAGAAAUGCACUGCUAUUGGCAUGGGAGAAGGUCAGAGAUAAAUACUGUAUGAAAAUUCCAACAUGGUUAUCAACAAUGGAGGCUUUAAUACAGGCAAAUACAUUUAAUCUUAGAAAUAUUGUUAGGUAUAAGGACUUGUUAACAGAUGGGGGGGGGAAUUGAAACAGAAACAAUAUUUGGAAGAACAGGGGAUUGAGUUAAAUUGGUAUAUGUAUAUGCAAAUACAAGCAAGGUAUCAGAAAGAUGUUAAACUCUAUGGUUUUUAUUUAGAAAAGACUGAGGUGGAUAGGAUUCUCACAGGAAUGGAGGACAAAUUAAUUAAAAAAAAAUCUUUUUGUUGGGGAUUGAGUUAGAAGAGGAACGAGUAAAGAAAAUUAUGAUAGCUUGGGCUAAAAAAAUUGGAUUUUCAAUAGACCUAGACAAAUGGCAACAGCCAUGGGAGACGAAUUAUAAAUUAACCAUUUCCACUACAUAUAAAGAAAAUCAAUAGAAAAUGUUUUAUAGAUGGUAUGUGCCACCUGAGAAACUGGCAAAAAUGUUUAAAGAUAAAUCAGCUAAAUGUUGGAAAUGUCAUCAGUUACCAGGAUCUUAUUAUCAUAUGUGGUGGACAUGUCCGGAAGCCAAAAACUAUUGGGAGAAAAUAAAGGGUUGGUUAGAAGAAAUGACCCAACAACAUAUUGAUUCAAAACCAGAGUUCUUUUUAUUGGGGAUCCUAUCAGAGAAAAUUAGUAAAGAAAAUAUUUAUUUGAUUAUACAUGUAAUUACAGCAGUAAGAAUUAUUUUUGCAGAAAAUUGGAAAGCAGAGAAAAUAAGCCUUGAAGGAGAAAUGAUUAGAAAAAUUUUAGACUGUGCAGAAAUGAACAGAUUAACUUUGAUGAUUAAAGAGAGGAUUCAGAAUAUUUUAAGAUAUGGGAUAAAUUUUAUCAUUGGUUAGAAGAAAGGUAUAGAUGAGCAAUGGAUAAUUAUGUAAGAAAAUGAUAAUAAUGCAUCUGUGAAAAAAUGGUAAUAUUUUAAAUUGGAGUGAAGAAAGAAGAAACA
Molecule: messenger RNA, 4711 nt
Organism: Ahaetulla prasina
Lineage: Eukaryota; Metazoa; Chordata; Lepidosauria; Squamata; Colubridae
Product: gastrula zinc finger protein XlCGF57.1-like
Exons: 3
Coding region: 601-2589 (662 amino acids)
Biological process (GO): negative regulation of transcription by RNA polymerase II
Molecular function (GO): DNA-binding transcription repressor activity, RNA polymerase II-specific
Source: RefSeq, a predicted model, not a curated record